Molecule: messenger RNA, 321 nt
Organism: Staurois parvus
Lineage: Eukaryota; Metazoa; Chordata; Amphibia; Anura; Ranidae
Source: the annotation of a GenBank genome assembly
UGGGCACAGGUGGGUGCACUGCUGGGCACAGGUGGGUGGAACUUGUGUGUGGCACUGCUGGGCACCGAUCAUCAGGGCACUGAUGAUCACGUGAGGAAAGUGCAGCCGAGAACCGGCAUUUGCAUUUCCCUGUGAUCAGCGUGUCAUUGGACACGGCUGAUCACGUGACGUUGUAAAAGGCCAAUCACAGCGGCCUUUUACCACGUGAUCAGCCGUGUCCAAUGACACGCUGAUCACAGGGAAAUGCAAAUGCCAGUUCUCGGCUGCACUUUCCUCACGCUGUCAGAUCGUGAGGAAAGUACUGCCAAAAACCGACAGUUG